This is a messenger RNA of Lutzomyia longipalpis, 1515 nucleotides long. Its product is annotated as probable cytochrome P450 6g2. The coding region runs from base 1 to 1503 and encodes 500 amino acids. Gene Ontology annotation, molecular function: iron ion binding; monooxygenase activity; heme binding. The record is from RefSeq and is a predicted model, not a curated record. Lineage: Eukaryota; Metazoa; Arthropoda; Insecta; Diptera; Psychodidae. The transcript is spliced from 4 exons. Gene Ontology annotation, biological process: insecticide catabolic process; response to DDT.
AUGGUGCUCGUGGAAGUGAUUGCGGGGUUAUUUGUUGCAAUUUGGCUGCUAGCGCAAUGGUGGCAGAGAUCUGCAAAGAAUUAUUGGAAGAAAAUUGGGAUUCCCUACAUACCUGGUCGCCCAUUUAUCGGAUCUGGGUUUGUCUUUAAACAGAGCAUGGGAGAAUUCUUUAUGGAUUUAUACAAUGAUCCUGGAACGAAGAAUGAGCCAAUUGCUGGGUUUUACUUCUUCCAUAAACCAAGCCUCCUCAUACGUGAUCCUGAACUUAUAAAACGGAUUUUAGUGACGGAUUUUAACGUAUUCAUGGACAGAAUUUUUUCUUCAGAUCCCAUCUCUGACACCGUUGGAGUUAAUUUGCUGCCAAUGGUUAAAGGGGAGAAAUGGAAGAAGGUCCGAUUUGGUAUUUCGCCAGUAUUCACGGGAAAUAAAUUGAAGAAUUUCUUCUUGAUCGUUAAACAAACCUGCGAUGAAUUUGAUGUAAAAUUAGCAGCAGACACCGCAAAAGGCACCGCGGAGUACGAUGUGAAGCACCUGAGUGGCCUUUUGACCGUUGACAUGAUAGCUCAGUGCUUUUUUGGCGUCAAAGCAAACUCCUUGACGAAUCCCAAAUCGGAAUUCUAUGAAAAUGCAAAUGCAAUGACGGAAUUUACAUUAAGACAGACAUUUGCAUUCUUCUGUGGAGGUUUCUUCCCAGAAUACGCUCAGACGCUGAAGAUCACCCUGUUCCCACGAUCAGUUAAUAAAUUCCUCCAGGAAACCAUUAACUACGUCAUGAGCAAUCGUGAAGCAAGUGGUGUGAAGUGCAAUGAUUUAAUUGAUAUUCUCAUUACAAUGAAAAAGACGCAAAAGGAGAUAUUUGAUGGAGAUGUCCUUGUUGGACAGGCAGCUACAUUCCUUGCAGCUGGAUAUGAAACAACUUCGUCUGCAAUAUCCUUCGCACUGUACUCACUUGCAAAGCAUCCGGAAGUUCAGGAGAAGCUUCGAAAGGAAAUUCUCGAGGAAAUUGAAAAAUCAGGCGGUGUGACGUAUGAAGGGAUUCAUAAUCUGGAGUACACCAACAUGGUUAUCCAAGAAACCCUUCGUAUGUACCCAUCCUUGACGGUGCUGGACCGAAUUUACAUGCCGCAAGACAAUGAACCCUACUCCCUGGAGCCACAUCAUCCAUCUUCAAUCCCAAAAGGAAUAUCAGUCUAUAUUCCGACCUUUGGCAUACACAGAGAUCCGAAUUUCUAUCCAAACCCCGAAACAUUCAACCCCGAGAGAUUUCGUGACAUCAGCAAUGAUCCCCAGAGCAAGUACAUGUUCCUGUCAUUUGGAUUAGGACCACGGCAGUGCUUAGGGGCGCGUUUUGGGAUGAUUCAGAUGAAAAUGGCCCUCAUUUCCAUUCUAAGGAACUACAGAGUUGAAUGUUGUGCAAAAACCCCAGAAAAGAUAAGAAUUGAUUCAAAGGCAAUCAUUUUGCAGUCCAAAGAUCCAAUUCAAUUAAUUUUUAGAAAACUUUAAGGUAAAGGAAAU